Messenger RNA from Thamnophis sirtalis, 1989 nucleotides. RefSeq names its product solute carrier family 2 member 10 (gene SLC2A10). NCBI's taxonomy places the organism in Eukaryota, Metazoa, Chordata, Lepidosauria, Squamata, Natricidae. Gene Ontology annotation, biological process: circulatory system development; D-glucose transmembrane transport. Gene Ontology annotation, cellular component: membrane. Gene Ontology annotation, molecular function: D-glucose transmembrane transporter activity. The record is from RefSeq and is a predicted model, not a curated record.
CGCCGCUUCCAUCAGCAUGGGACAAGCAUUGUUCGUCCUCCUGUUGACAUCCGCAAUCUCACUCCUUGGAGGACUGACCUUUGGAUAUGAACUCGGAAUCAUCUCAGGAGCACUAUUGCAGCUGCAGGUGGCUUUCCAUCUUCGUUGUAUUGAGCAAGAGGUCCUUGUGAGUGCCUUACUCAUUGGAGCUCUCGUAGCUUCUUUGGUUGGAGGAAUCUUUAUUGACCGGCAAGGAAGACGGAAAGCAAUAUUGCUCAGCAAUGGAGUUUUGAUCUGUGGCAGUCUCAUCCUGACAUUUGCUAGGUCACUUAUUUGGCUGGUGAGUGGGCGUCUGACUGUAGGUUUUGCCAUUUCUUUAUCAUCUAUGGCGUGCUGCAUAUAUGUCUCUGAAAUGGUGGCUGCCCAUCAGCGAGGGCUAUUGGUCUCCCUUUAUGAAGCUGGCAUCACCAUGGGCAUCUUACUUUCGUAUGCACUGAAUUAUAUCUUUGCUGACACACCUGAGGGAUGGCGAUACAUGUUUGGCUUGGCUAUUGGCCUGGCUGUCAUCCAGCUUCUCAGCAUCCUGUUCCUCCCCAACAACUCCAGGACUUUCAGCGCACGCUACAGUGUGACUCAUAGUAGUCUCAUUCAAUCUCACAAGGAUGAAGAUGGUGAAGAUGUAAUAUUUACAUGCCCCGUGGAGAAGAAUUAUUCUCUUGUAGAUCUCUUCAGAUCAAAGGACAACAUGAGAAACAGGACUUUGGUUGGCCUAGGAUUGGUCCUCUUUCAACAGUUCACUGGACAGCCCAAUGCCCUCUAUUAUGCAUCGACUAUCUUCCGUUCUGUGGGAUUUCAGACUGAUUCAUCUGCUAUCCUGGCCUCUGUUGGUUUAGGGGUGAUGAAGGUUAUCGCAACUCUAUUUGCCAUGUUUUUUGCAGAUAAGGUUGGCCGAAGGGUGUUGUUGAUGGCUGGAUGUUGGGUGAUGGCUUUUUCAGUUAUGAUUAUUGGUCUGGCCAGCUGCUCUGUUCCAUUAGAUAUGGUUAAAGACUGUGAAACACUCAUAGAUUCCAACAAUACUUCCUUCAGUUCACCUCCUCUCCACAUAAAUUCAGUUUCUCCACAACCAACUGCUUCCUAUUUCUUAUUGACAAAAGAUACUAGUGAAAUACAAGUUGAAUCAACUUUUGCUAUCAUGGGACCAGCAGUCAAUGCCAAUAAUAAAAGUGAAGAAAAAACCAUUACAUUAGAAACUGAGAAAACCCAAUUUCUCACCCAGUCAGUGGAAGAAAAAGAACGGGAUACCAAUUCUUCAAUCAGUGAGCCCUCUUCUAAGGGAGACAUGCUCCUAAACUGGAUUACACUCCUGAGCUUGAUGGCCUUUGUAAGUGCAUUCUCAAUUGGAUUUGGACCAAUGACAUGGCUGGUCCUCAGUGAGAUCUACCCAGCUAGCAUACGGGGGAGGGCUUUUGCGUUCUGCAAUAGUUUCAACUGGGCUGCCAAUUUACUGAUCAGUCUUACAUUCCUUGACAUCAUUGAUGUCAUUGGCUUGUCGUGGAUUUUCUUUUUCUAUGCACUGGUGGGAUUUGCGGCUGUAUUAUUUAUUUAUUUAUUUGUACCUGAAACGAAAGGACAGUCUCUGGAAGAAAUAGACCAUCAGUUCUCAAAGAAGCGGUUGCUGCAAAGAAAUAUAUGCUGGCACAAACUAUGGAACAGAAGAGAAAUAUACACACGUGCUCAAUAUCAAAGAGUAGACCAUUCUAAUGCUUCCUGAAAAAGGAGCCAUCACUUGUGACGUGACACAAUGGUUACCUAUAUCAUGCUGGAAGUUUUGUGGUGAUUCUCUCAAAGAAAGAAAUUCUGGACAAUUUAAUGAAAAUCCUAUAUUUAUGUAGGUGACAAUAUAAUUCUUUUUUAUAAGUAUGCAUAUUCUGUUAUGUGUAGAUUCUAGCACCCCAGCCCCUGGGGAAAGUAUAUCUGAUACGUUCAUAUAUUUUAUAAAUGUUUGAUAAA